UAUGCUCAAGCCCCGCCCCACCCCGACUCUCGCUGCCCUUCCCAAGAUGGGGCGGGGCGCAGCCCGACGCGAUGGCGCCGCGCCCGGGAGUGGGCGGGGCUUCGCACAGCCAGCACAUGGUGGGCCCGGCUCUUCUUAAAGGGCCAGCGUCCCCGGGCAGCCCAGACCUGUCCGGAGCUGCAGCUGCCCCGCGCCCUCCCGCAGGCACCGGGCAGGCAUGGCCGUGGCGGAGCCGGCGCCGGUGGGCACGCUGGCGCGCUGGUACCUGUACGGCCUGCACGGCUACGCCUGCGAGGUGCUGGCGGCGGCCGCCACGGGCUUCUGGGAGCGGCGCGACUGGCGGCUGCGCGGCUACAGCAGCGCCUGGGCCGGGCCCCUGUACGCGACGCCCGCGCUGGCGCUGGAGACCCUGUACCCCCGGCUGCGCGGGCACUGCUGCCUGCCCUGCCGCUGCCUGCUCUACGCCCUCCUGCUCUACGCCUGGCGCCUGGCGGCCGGCGCCACCCUGCACGCGCUGGGCGCCUGCCCCUGGGACCCGCGCGGGCGCCAAGGGGUGCUGGAGCUCGGCCCGGCCUGCGUCCUGGGGGGGCUCCUGCUCGAGAAGCUGCUGGUGGAGCCCGCGCUGCGCCUGCGCCUGGCUCCGCGGUGCCCCCAGCCCCCUGCGCCGCCUGAACCCGUCUUCCAGCUCAAGGACGACUGAGGGGGGGAGGCUGAGACCCCCCGCGAUGCCCCAGGGACCCCCUGGACCCAGCCGGGAUGUGCAGUGCCUCGGCCGCUGACCCCCGCUAACAUCCAGGGCCCCCCCUAGACCCUCCUGGGCCUCCACCAGGCCUCUGAGACCCCCCACCAGGAUCCUUCCAGACCCCUUUUAGGACACCCCGCAGGUCCUAGCUGGGACACCCCUCCAGGGCUCUAAGACCCACCCCCAAGCCACAGCUGGGGCCUUGAGGCACCUGAGAUGCCCCAGGACCCCCCAACACCACAGCACAACCCCUCACUACCUCCCAGAUGCCCUGGGAUCCCCCAAGAUCCCUCCUGGGACCCCCUAAAGGCUCCCAGAUCCCUUCAGUCUCCUCCUCCCAAUAACCCCCCACCCUAUGAGACCCCCCCCCACCAAUUCCCAUAGCCUCUCCCCCUACAGCCCCUCCCAAGACCCCCUGGGUCUUUCUGACCCUGCCCCCCAGCAGCUGGGGAGGGGUCACAGGGGGAGGGGUGGGCUGUCCUGCACCCAGGAGCUCAACCCAGGGUUACUCACACUGGAGCUCCUGACCCACCUCCUUUAUACCAGGGGAAAAGGGGUAGGCCCUACAUGCCAGCCCCUCAUUGGCUGGGGUGCAGGAAGAGGUGGGGCCUCCAGGGGGUCAUCCCCCCCCAGGGAGCUGGCUCUGGUCCUAGGGCUUGGUUGGAGGCGCCCAGCCCUGGGGAGGAACCGCUGGGGAUUAAAUGGCUCCCACGUU
Molecule: messenger RNA, 1457 nt
Organism: Alligator mississippiensis (American alligator)
Lineage: Eukaryota; Metazoa; Chordata; Crocodylia; Alligatoridae
Product: transmembrane protein 229B
Exons: 2
Coding region: 218-700 (160 amino acids)
Source: RefSeq, a predicted model, not a curated record